Messenger RNA from Penicillium brasilianum, 2249 nucleotides. NCBI's taxonomy places the organism in Eukaryota, Fungi, Ascomycota, Eurotiomycetes, Eurotiales, Aspergillaceae. The record is from the annotation of a GenBank genome assembly.
CCCCAAGUUAUCGUCCCAUUUCACACACCAUGGAGGGCCUCUUCUUUAAUGUGAAUGGCGGAUUCGUCGAGGGCAUUGUCCGAGGGUAUCGGAACAGCCUUCUCACCGGCCAGAACUACUCCAACUUGACACAAUGCGAUACCAUUGAUGAUGUGAAGCUGCAACUUGGUCCGGCUUAUGGCGACUUUCUUGCCACGCUUCCCCCGAACCCCUCCACCUCCGCCCUCGCAGGCAAGAUGACCGACAAGCUGGUUUCCGAAUUCCGAUACCUCGUCGCACAGUCCGUCGGCUCAACUGCCAAGUUCCUUGAGUACCUGACGUAUGGCUACAUGAUCGACAACAUCGCCCUUUUGAUCACCGGCACCCUGCACGAGCGAGACACGCGGGAGCUCCUGGAACGAUGCCACCCGCUGGGUUGGUUCGAGACGCUCCCGGUGCUGUGUGUCGCAACUAACAUCGAGGAGCUGUACAACUCGGUGCUCAUCGAAACCCCUCUUGCCCCAUACUUCAAGGGUAGCCUGAGCCACCAGGAUCUGGAUGAAUUGAACAUUGAGAUUGUGCGCAACACCCUGUACAAGAACUACCUGGAGGACUUCUACAACUUUGUGCAAACCCACCCAGACUUCUCUGGCCCGACCCAAGAAAUUAUGUCAGAGAUCUUGCAAUUCGAGGCCGAUCGCCGCGCCAUCAACAUCACUCUCAACUCCUUUGGCACUGAGCUUUCCAAGCAGGAGCGGAGGAAGCUGUACCCCGAAUUCGGCAACCUGUACCCAGAGGGUAGCUUGAUGCUCUCCCGUGCUGAGGAUAUCGAGGGGGUGGCCUUGGCUGUCAGUGCUGUCUCCGAUUACAAGAGCUUCUUUGACGCCGUAGGCCUGAGCCAAGGCGGUGGCGGCCUCGGUGGCAUGGGCGGAGGUCCUGCCGAUGGGAAGAGUCUAGAGGAUCUCUUCUACCAGAAGGAGAUGGAGAUGUCUAAGUUUGUGUUCACCCGACAGUUCACCCCGGCGGUGGUCUACGCGUGGAUGAAGCUUAAGGAGCAGGAAAUCCGCAACGUAACCUGGAUCUCGGAGUGUAUUGCCCAAAACCAGAAGGAGAGAAUUGGCAACUUCAUUUCCGUUUUCUGAAGCCCGGACAACUCAUGACCUUUGUUCUCACUGUACUUACCUUUUUCACAGAGCUGUGUAUUUGCUUUUCUUUUGGCGGGCAACCGAUUUUGUCGUAUCGAGUACCCAAGUUUCGUUUCUUUUCUCAGUAUCAAAGUCAGCGCAUUACCUUCCUCGGCCAGGCCAUUGGCCACAUUUGGUUUCGGCCUUCUUGGCCUUUUGUGUUUCUAAGGCGUUAGGCAAGUUUCGUGUGAUCUCUUUUGUGAAAUAGAAGAGCAUUCAUCAUCAACUAGAUGAGCUAUCUCCUGGGGUGUUUCUUCAAUCACUGCUAGAGUAAUCUUAAGAGUCCAACGACAAGAUAGCAAAUGUUCAAUAAGGCUCCUCAUUGGGGACGCCGAGUCCAAGAUGAUAGAACUAUCCUCGGCAAAGUUCAAACAGUUAAGCAUACACGGGAGUCCUUCUUUUUCCUCGACCGCUCUGAUGCAUUAAGGUUUCUGUCCUUCAUGAAAUGUCGACUGCUCUGCCCCUUGCUGAUGUGGCGCUGCCUAUUUAUAAACAGCAGGCUUCUACAUGCAUGUUGAGGCGUCUCAUGCCCGUCCCAUUCCCUGUGGUAGUGUAGCCCUUCCAAUUAGAUUUCCUGUGGGGGAGGACGAACUGUCCGCAUAGUGAAAAAAAAAACGACAGCAAAUGAAAAAGCUCUGGUCAAUCCUUAGCCAGGUAAAGUAUGUACAAAUAAAGCAGGCGGCUCUAGACAAAGCUAGUUCAAGCAUGACUCGAAUAAAAAAACAGCCGGCCAAGUCCCAGCGACCGGACGAGAGAGCGAGAGCAACAUGAAAGCACGGUAAUACAAGAACACGCUCUCAAAGCACCGAGUCUACUGGGACCAAGGUUUCUAUAUGGUAGGGCAAAUAACAAAAGAUUGUGGUUAAAAAUGGAAUAGAAAGAUGACUCUGGGUCAAUGACAACGCCCAUAGAUCCAAAGAAAUUCAUUUAGAGCAUGCCAGCUUGAUGAAGAAGAUGAAGCCAGUAAUUUUUUGUGUAUUUCAGUCGGUCUGUUUCCAUGUCUUCUCAUGCGAAAUCGUAAAAAAUCAAUCGUACUGGAACAGAACGCUGAUACUUUCACCGUGGUGGACACGGCGGAUGGCCUAG